Molecule: messenger RNA, 1386 nt
Organism: Amborella trichopoda
Lineage: Eukaryota; Viridiplantae; Streptophyta; Magnoliopsida; Amborellales; Amborellaceae
Gene: PEX11A
Product: peroxin 11A
Biological process (GO): peroxisome fission
Cellular component (GO): peroxisomal membrane
Source: RefSeq, a predicted model, not a curated record
UUCUAGGCUAGCCAAGGGCCAAGGUGGCGGCAAGUCCGAGUUAUAAGGUGAGUUGAGUUCGCUCGCCCGAGUAAUCAAAAUUUGGGGCAAAAAAAGGAAGUUGGCCUUGUAUUAAGUUAAGAACAGUUAACAACCUUGAGGCACCUUGCUUUUUGUUGUUCCAUAAAUGGUGAUAAAGACCAGAGGGACCGAGCCGGGUCGGCGUUAAGUCUCCAGAUAAAAGUGGCCCACUAUGGCACGCCCACCAACCAACGUUACGCCACCACUGACGCACCUCCAGAGAGGGCCGUUACAAGCGCUUAGAGAGAGAAACAACCUGCGUUCAGAGAGAGAAAAACUGCAUUUUUAGAGAGAGAGAAAGGACCUCAAGGUGGAGUUAGAGAGAGAACAUAUAUUUGCAGGGAGAGGUAUUGUGCCUCUGGAGAUUGUUUAGGGCACGUAGAGAGAGAGAGAGGGGGGCAAUGGCGACGAGCAAGACAGAGCGGGAUUUCACGGACCAUUUCGAGGUCUACUUAGCCAAGAGAGAUGGAGUCGAUAAGCUCCUUAAGAUCUCAAGGUACGCCUCAAAAAUCGUCAUCUCCUCUGCAAUUUUACCUGAAAACUCACCUCUGAACCAGAGAUUGAAGAGCUUCGAAUCGAGCGUUGGGGUAAGCAGAAAAGCUUUCAGGUUGGGCAAAUUCAUCCAGGAUCUGAACGCUCUGAAGAAGGUUGCUUUCGAUUCUAGGGCUGGAAAAUUAGGGAUUGUAGCCUACGGCGGAGAAGGAAUCUACUAUUUUGUUGAGCAAUUCCUCUGGUUAUCGAAAGCGGGCCUCAUCAGUGGCCACUACUCGAAAAAUUUGCAGAAGGUUAGUGCCUGGGCUGAGUUUAUUGGCUAUAUUGGGAGCAUUUCCCUGAAAACCCUAGACUUGAAAGCCAUCAAUGAAGAGGAGUUAGGGUUAAGGGCUGCGCUGGAGGAGCUAAAAUUGCAGGGGAAAGAGUUCGAUGAAGAAGCCGAGAAGUUGCAGAGAUUGGAGGAGAAGAAAUUGAUGAAGAGGCUGUCUAUUGUUCAAGAUUUUGCCGAUGCUUUAAUGGCGCUUGGUGAUAUUAAAGAUGGAAGAGGGUUUUUGGCUAAGCCUGUUUUUGUAGCGUUUGCUGGUCUUUUGUCGGCCAUUAUUAGCACCCACAAGAACUGGGUUUCUUGCUAAAAUUGGGAAUUUUUUAGGGUUCUGAAUGCUGAACAUGGAGAUUUUUCUGGUUUUUUUUAUCCUUUUUUAGCUGUUUUUAUCAGGGUUCUUAUAUUGACAUGAAGAAUUUUACAGGUUUAUAGUGUAAUCUGGGGUCUCAACAAGAGGGGCCUUGGUGUCUUAGAUAUUUGUUUAAAUUAAUAAUAGCCCCCUUAUUUAUUUA